Molecule: messenger RNA, 891 nt
Organism: Eremothecium cymbalariae DBVPG#7215
Lineage: Eukaryota; Fungi; Ascomycota; Saccharomycetes; Saccharomycetales; Saccharomycetaceae
Gene: YIF1
Product: protein transporter YIF1
Exons: 1
Coding region: 1-891 (296 amino acids)
Biological process (GO): endoplasmic reticulum to Golgi vesicle-mediated transport
Cellular component (GO): endoplasmic reticulum-Golgi intermediate compartment; Golgi membrane; COPII-coated ER to Golgi transport vesicle
Source: RefSeq, a predicted model, not a curated record
AUGUCUUAUAAUCCAUACUAUCUACAGCAAGAUUCUUCUCAUGAGAGUUUCACUCAGGGUCAAAAUCCAAAUCAGUUCCAGAAGUCAGCCCAGGCUCCUCAUUACCAGAUGUUUUCUCAGCAACCACUGAAUCAACAGCAGGGCUUCCCCGGGUUUGCAGACCCUAGAGCAUCCAUGGCACUCCAAUUUGGACAGAAUGCGUUGAAUCAAUUUAUUGGAUCUGAUAAUUUGAACCAAUUUCAGGAAACGGUACAAAAAGCGACGGGCGGUACACCCAUUAGUCAUUAUUUCCAAGUUUCGAACUCCUAUGUCUUCCAGAAGUUGAAAAUAAUGCUUGCACCAAUGCUGCAUAGACAAUGGCAACGUAUCCCUGAUGCUAAUGGGACGUUCCAGCCUCCAAGGAAUGAUAUAAACUCUCCUGACAUGUAUAUUCCGUUAAUGGGAUUGGUAACGUAUAUUUUGGCAUGGAAUGUCGAACAGGGUCUACAUGGCUCUUUUGACCCUGAAAAUUUAUAUUUCAAGCUAUCAUCCACUUUGGCAUAUAUCGUCUUGGAUCUAGGAAUCUUGAAACUAGGCCUUUAUUUACUGGUCCCUGUGAAUUCGAAGGUCACUACAUUGAUUGAGCUGUCAUGCUAUGUGGGUUACAAAUUUGUACCAUUAAUAUUCGCUAUGAUGUUACCGAGACGCCCGAUAUGGAUAACCAUACUAGGAAAAGUCUAUCUAUUUCUGGCAUUUGGCAUCUUUCUCCUAAGGUCUGUGAAGUUCAACCUUUUUGAUGACGGUACAGACAAUGUUAAUACCGUUAAGAAAUCUGUUGUUAAGAAAUGCAACUACUUUUUAUUUUUUUAUGGCGUUGUCUUGCAAAGUGUCUUCAUGUGGUUGAUGGGGUGA